UGAAAUUGGGGGUAAACAUUUGAACUUUCUAGACAUCACUCUGUCAUUACAAGAGGACGGUAGAAUCUCCACAACAUUGUACUGUAAAGCAACAGCUACAAAUAGCCUUCUAAACUGGGAUAGUUAUCAUCCCUAUCCCUCCAAAGCGGGUAUCCCGAUUGGGCAAUAUCUGCGUUUACGUAGAAACUGCUCAACCCUCGAAGAUUUUAAGAUAAAGGCUGCUAAUUUGCGGAAAUCUUUCAAGGAUAAAGGGUACCCAAACAGAGUUCUUAAAAAGGCAUACUCAAGGGCAUUAAACUCAGACAGAGUGAAUCUUCUUGAGGACAAAAUUUUACCCUCUAGCCAUCAGAUUCGUUGUAUUGUGACACAUGAUGCAGGUUGGCACACAAUGCUGCAGAUUCUCGGCAGAUAUUGGCCGAUCCUGACAUCAGAUGUCCAUAUCAAAUCAGUCAUCUCUCCUUUUCCUUCCGUUACG
Pelobates cultripes (western spadefoot toad) is the source of this 475-nucleotide messenger RNA. NCBI's taxonomy places the organism in Eukaryota, Metazoa, Chordata, Amphibia, Anura, Pelobatidae. The record is from the annotation of a GenBank genome assembly.